GUUGCGACCGUCGCGCGGUGAGGUUGCGUGUUAUAGAGUCGAUCUCGCAUCGCGUUAUUUCGCGCCACGUGCAAUUUGCACGCUCGUUCCUGGCUCUCUCCAACGGCGGCCGCUGCGCCCGAAUUUCACCGGAUCGAGUUCCGUGUCACGGCGGGAGAACGAGAAGACGGCUGCCUUCGUCGUCGCUCGAGUUCACCUACGAGAAGCAGCGUUGCUGAUGAAAGUCCGAGAUCGUUGGUUGGAUCUUCUCUGCGUAUAAUCACAACCAUGGUAUGACACUUGAUUGAGGUUGCCAGUCCAUAAACGACCACCAGCCGCUGCCGCCAUCGCCGCCGCCGCCGCCGCCGCCGCCGCCGCCGCCAUGAGCAAGCUAUUUCAAUUUCUGGCUCUCCUCCUGUUGGGUGUCAAUGCCAGACGGACCGACGGAGACAGACCUGCGGAUGACGCGUACGCCGGCCAGCAUCGUCGCGGCUCCCUACACAAGUCGAAUUACAACAGCAAUAAUAAUUACAAUCAUCAGUCGAACUCGCCCUAUUUGCCGCACCAGCAGUCCCGAGAGCGGAAGCCGAACAUCGUCCUGAUUCUGACGGACGAUCAAGAUGUUGAACUAGGUUCGUUGAACUUUAUGCCACGGACUCUGAAGCGAAUAAGGAACGAGGGCGCCGAGCUAAGACACGCGUACGUGACCACUCCCAUGUGCUGUCCGAGCAGGAGCUCUUUGCUUACUGGUCGUUACGUUCACAAUCAUGAGGUCUUCACGAACAACGACAACUGCAGCAGUCCCCAGUGGCAACGAGAUCACGAGCCGCACUCCUUCGCCGCUUACUUGAGCAACGCGGGAUAUCGGACAGGAUAUUUCGGCAAAUAUUUGAAUAAAUACAACGGUUCGUAUAUACCUCCGGGAUGGCGAGAAUGGGGAGGCCUCAUAAUGAAUUCUCGCUACUACAACUACAGCGUCAACAUGAACGGGAAGAAGAUAAAGCACGGCUUCGACUACAGACGGGAUUAUUAUCCAGAUCUGAUAGCCAACGACAGUGUGGCUUUCCUUAGGCAGAGCAAACACAAUUUCGCCCGGAAACCGGUGAUGUUGGUCGCGAGUUUUCCGGCGCCGCACGGCCCGGAGGAUUCGGCACCGCAAUUCUCGCAUCUCUUCUUUAACGUCACUACUCAUCACACACCGGCAUAUGAUUACGCACCGAAUCCCGACAAGCAAUGGAUACUUCAAGUUACACAGAAGAUGCAACCCAUUCACAAACAGUUUACGGAUCUCUUAAUGACAAAACGACUACAAACUUUGCAAAGCGUUGAUGCUGCCGUAGAUAGAAUUUAUCAAGAAUUGAAAGAUCUAGGUGAAUUAGAUAAUACGUAUAUUAUUUAUACAUCCGAUCACGGAUAUCAUUUGGGACAGUUUGGACUUAUAAAAGGCAAGAGCUUCCCAUUCGAGUUUGACGUACGAGUGCCAUUCCUCAUUAGAGGGCCUGGUAUUGAACCUGGAUCCAUAGUAGACGACAUAGUUUUGAACAUCGAUCUGGCGCCGACGUUCCUGGAUAUCGCCGGCGUCGAGACGCCGCCACAGAUGGAUGGUCGUUCCUUCAAGAAACUCUUUCUCAAUUCACGGAUAGGACGUAGAGGAAAUGUUAGGACAGAUUUCACGCAUUUGUUUAUUCCAGGUAUAGAUCCACAUCUCGACAAUAGGGUGCAUCCGAUGCACGCGCCUUUCGCGACGAAGCACGAACGUCUCGCGGCGGAGUGCUCACGACCGGAAGCGCAGGCCGAUUGUCUUCCCGGGCAGAAGUGGCGAUGCGAGAGGGACGGGCACCGGUGGCGACGACACAAGUGCAGGUACGCGGCACCCCCGCCACCGCCGCAAAGGGUGUCUAAGAAGUGCGCUUGUUUCACCCCCAACGGCGUGAUCUACACGAGGCUUGAGUCCAACGAUUACGACGUGAGAAAUCACCGGCCUAUAGAUCCUUAUCACAAUACGGCAGGAUACUUUGCAAGACGAGGUAAGCGAGACAUAUCGGAUGAUAUCGUGUCAGUCGAAGAAAAUAAUGAAGAAUUUGACAGUGAAAUCGAUUUGGAUGAAAGAGACAGACGCGCAAUCGAUGAAGAAGACGACGAUGACCUGAUGCAGAAGAUAGAUAUCCUGAUGCGAGAGGUGAAAAGUGAAUAUAGAAAAAGUCAUAAAAGAAAUGGCAACAAGACAAGAAUUGAAGAUACUAACGAUGAAAAAAGUGACCAAUUAAAUAAAUAUAUUGUCAACUACUUAGAUUACGGUUAUUCGAUAAAUGAUUUUGAUCCAACUUUAGAUAAGAUUGUUAAAGGUCGAUUAAAUAUUGACGACUUAAUAAAAAGGCAUCAAAGGGUACGGAGAAGUGUCCCAAAGAAGGAUACUAUAGAGCACGUCACGGAAAUUAUGGAAAGCAUAGAGGAAGAGUUAGACGAUUUAAAGCAAACUCAAGUUCGUCACUUGUCAUCCGAAGUAGGAAAAUCAUUAUCGCCAAAAUGUUUGGUUUCACCAGAAGGGGAUGUCAAUUGUACUCAAGCUAUAUAUCAAGAUCCUAAUGAAUGGCGAAUAUCCAGACGGGAAAUCGAGCAGCAAAUCCGAAAUUUGCGAGUGCAAUUGGAAACGUUGAAAGAGAUUCGCCGACAUUUAAUAAUCAAACGACCCCAAUUCCCGGAUAACGAGGAGAAACUCGCUGACGCAGAAGAAACUCGCGAUUCGCAUAAAAUUCACCAUCAUCCUUCAAAGGGGCAUGUCAGCCGCCAUCAUAAAAAGCACGAUAAAAUUGCUCAUACUACUGCAGAUCUUAUCACGACUACUGAGUCUGUUACGAAGAUUAAUACAGCUACGAGCGACGAAAAGACAUCGACGACGGAAGAGAAAACCAAUAAAUACACCAAUAAAUACAGCACAACUCCUAUUGAAACUUCUACUAUGGAAACUAUCCUCGAAACGUCGACAACGAUGAAUCUAACAACAGUUAAGAAAAAGAAACCACCUCGUCGACAGAAGAUUAACGAGACUUCUACGAACAGAACGGAAAUUGAAGAGGAUAAGCCGCAAAGGCGCAGGAAAACGCAUCACCAUCGUAAAAACAACACGCUGCUUACGAAUAGCGUACACGAUGAUGUUCUGCGCAUAACUCACGUGAACAUAACGCAUGUUAUCGGUGAUAUAACAUCUACGCAAAGUCCUGUAACUUAUGAGAGACACAAUCAACACAGAUUUACAACUGAUCCUGCUAUCAAAGAAACAAUCACAGAAACGAGUGCUACGAGACAAGCGACCCAGUCCAGAGAGCCAGGAAUAUCCAGAACUAAUGACUUUAAUGAAGAUCGGACUAUGGAAUCGAUUCCGAUUACUGAAUCGGGAAUGACUAUAACAAUGAUGACACGCACGACAGAGGUUCCAAAAACCAACCCAGUGAUUGAUAAAGGUUCCGAGCGACUUCAAAGUACAUCCGUUACGGUACCAACGACAACAACACCGAUGAAAAGAUAUCCUAAAGUACAAAAGAACAGAACAUCAGGAAUUCUCGGACCAGCGAGAAUUGACGUUACCAUUCUUGAAUCUCCUGAUCGAAAACAUAAACAAGGUAUAACCACAGCUAGUAAUAAUGGUCGUUUGCCACCGAUGCUAAACACUCCGUUAGAAGCGCGACAUAAAUGUUAUUGCGAACCGGAUGCAAAGAAAGAUGAGAAAGAAAUUGCUAGGGAAGAGAGACGCAGAUUGAAGGAGGAGCGUUUAAAGAAAAAGGAGCGAAAACUCAGAAAAAAAGCCAAGCUGGAAAAGGAAUGCUUGACUGAAAAAAUGAAUUGCUUCGAGCAUGAUAACGAUCACUGGCGUACCGCACCUCUGUGGAAUGCGGGACCAUUUUGCUUUUGCAUGAAUGCUAAUAAUAACACGUAUUCGUGCAUACGUACAAUCAACAAAACGCACGAUUUUCUUUACUGCGAAUUUACCACGGGAUUAAUAACGUAUUACAAUUUAAGACUUGAUCCAUUUGAACAAUGGAAUAGAGCAUCCUCUUUGACAGACACUGAAAGAUCGUAUCUGCAUGAUCAAUUGGAGCAUUUGAAAGGAUGUAAAGGCACAUGGGAUUGUACAGUCGGCAACGCUAGAGAAGCUAUGCCACAAUUACAGCAACAUCAACGAUAUAUUUCGAAAAGAAAAUAUAGUGAUGCGUUUGAAGACAUAUUUGUACCUUCAGCGUUACAAAUUAUACGAGAAAGCGAACUCGGCAAUCCUAAUAAAAGACGGAAGAAAUUACAAAAUUGGAAUAGACGCAGUAGAAGCUGGCAAAGCAGUUGGCGACAUCAUCAAGAUACAAUAAACUCCCGACGUCAUAGUUCUAGACAUCAAUACUGAUCAUUUUUUAUGCUUCAACAAUCGCGUGAUAAAUUGACUUAGGUAUAUUGAUUUUGCAAUGCAUUUAGUAAUCUAAUUUAUUUAGUAAUAAAUAACGAAGAAACCGAGCUUAUAUUAAUUAAUAUUUAAAUUAAUAACUUGAUUUUAAUUAAAUCUUCAUCCUUCACAUUGUGCAUGUUUUCAACAUUUUACAAUUUUAUUAUCGGAAUUAACUAUAAGAAUCAUGUGUACUGUGUGUGGAGCACAUCUAUAAAUAUAAAAUAAGUUUUAUAUAAUUAGAACUAUAUAAUUAAAGACGUAGUUAGGUGAUUUUGUUCUACUUUGUAGAUGAUUUUUAGUAUAAUUUAUUUGCUUAUCGGAAAAAAAUGUUUAAUGAAGAAACUAAAAUAUUAUGUAAACAAAUUGUACAUUUACAUUUUAAGAUUUUUGACAAUGUCAAUGUCAUGACUAUAUUUGUUUAAAAAAAUAAUAAAUUAAUUCGAUAAUAUUAAUUUCCUUACUGUUAACGAUAUAAUGUAAUAUACAUUUUUGCUGAAAAUUUUCUUAUUACAAGAAAAAUUUAUCAGAAUAUUACUGAAAUCAGCUGUGUAAUAGAAGACUGAACGCACAACGAAAAGAAUAACUUGAUCUUCCCUUACGAAAAGAAUAACUCUCCCCAGUUGUAAUCUUUCUGCAAAGUAUAUUAUGUAACAAUCAGAAAUGUUUCUCAAA
Pogonomyrmex barbatus (red harvester ant) is the source of this 5083-nucleotide messenger RNA. RefSeq names its product Extracellular sulfatase Sulf1 (gene Sulf1). NCBI's taxonomy places the organism in Eukaryota, Metazoa, Arthropoda, Insecta, Hymenoptera, Formicidae. Gene Ontology annotation, molecular function: glycosaminoglycan binding; N-acetylglucosamine-6-sulfatase activity. The record is from RefSeq and is a predicted model, not a curated record.